AAAAUGAGUUGCUUAAGUUAUGUCGAUAAGAUAAUUCUAGCACCUAUGGUCCGUAUGGGUACUUUGCCUUUACGGCUAUUGGCGUUAAGGUACGGGGCAGACAUUGUUUAUACUGAGGAAAUAGUAGACAAGAAGAUGGUGAGGACGAAACGCGUUGUAAACGAUAUUCUUGGAACUAUUGAUUUCAUAGAUGAGUUUGAUGGAAGUGUGGUGUUUAGAACUUGUAAUGAAGAAUCCAGUUAUGUGGUUUUUCAAGUAGGAACAAGUGACCCUGAACUUGCGGUUAAAGUUGCAAAGAUUGUAGAAAAGGAUGUAGCUGGCUUUGAUGUUAACAUGGGUUGUCCGAAAGAAUUCUCUAUAAAAGGAGGAAUGGGUGCUGCUCUUCUGAAGCAGCCAGACAAAGUCAAGGAUAUUUUAACAAGUUUGGUGUCAAACAUUGCAAUUCCAGUAACAUGCAAAAUACGGCUGUUGCCUAACAUAGAAGAAACAAUGGAUCUUGCUAGGACCAUUCAAAGUUGUGGUGUGGCAGCUAUAGCAGUACAUGGCAGAACCAAAGAAGAGAGGCCACAACAUCCAAAUAAUAAUGAAGCCAUAAAAAAAAUAGCACAUGACUUGAGUAUUCCUGUUAUUGCAAAUGGAGGUUCCAAGGAAAUUGACAGUUACGAGCACGUGUUAAGGUUUCGGACGGCAACGGGUGCAUCCAGUGUGAUGAUUGCCCGAGCAGCUCAGUAUAACAGCUCUAUUUUCCGUAAAGAGGGAAAGUUGUCGCUAGAUGAAGUGAUCCCAGAAUACCUGAGGCUUUGCAUCGAAUAUGACAAUGUCUUUACCAACACCAAAUAUUGCGUGCAAAUGAUGCUUAGAGAUCUUCAAGAAACUCCUAUGGGGAAGCGCUUACUGGACUCAAAAACAGAGGAAGAAAUCUAUAAAAUUUGGGGCCUUCUGGAUUAUUAUAAGAAAAAACAGGAAGAAUUCAAAAAUCUGUCUCUCAAACUACAGAUGACGUUACCGAGCAUGGGUCAUCUUGAGCCAGCGCAUAAAAGGGCUAAAACUGAAUCGACAUUCUUUAGUCGGGUUUGCGAAAAUGACGAUGUCAUCAAAGUGAUGAUUCCCCUUCGAAAGCCAUACCAAAAGCAUAUUCUUCCUAAGACAGUGCUACAUGAACAUGCUAACAAAGCCCAACAUAGUAAGCUUCCUCUCUAUCGGUCUGAGCAAGUGGAUAAGCUAUUUUUUUCAACUGUCGUCGUGGAAGGCAAAGAAUACGCCAACCGUUAUUUGGAAAAAAAUAAACGUUCUAGCGAGCAGGCAGCAGCACUGGCUUGUUUGCACGCCCUGAAUUUAUUACCAGCCGAUGUCAUAGAAUGACUUGCUUCAACUCAAAAAGAGCAGGAGCGGGGGAGCCUGUGCCGACGCGGACCCUGGAAACUCGCCGCGGAAAUGCGUCUGGUAUCGACCCAUCAAAACAUGUCGGUGGCGGUAACCGCGUCACUUUUCUCACGUGUUCUUUUUCUCUUCCUCUUUCUCUUGUGGAUACACCUCAGAUUCAUGUAGCUACACUAGCCACACUACACUGCGUGCAAUCCGAUUAGUUAGGGCAAGCCAAUCUUCUCACAUUCCCCCCUCGUUGGCUUAUAAUCUUUUUGAACUAAAUGGCGUAACACUUAGAUGUUAAUUGUUUUUCAUAUAUUUAUUAUUUGAGACUUUGGUAAGGGGGGAGGGAAGCACACAUAAUGCCCGUUUUUUAUUCUUGACAUUGGCAGUCGUGUUUACGUUCACGUUACACAUUAUGUGCUAUGAUGGAAUGUUCGAAGUCCGUUUGAUUGGCAAUCAAAUGUAUUGACUCUUUCCCCUUGAA
Messenger RNA from Daphnia magna, 1852 nucleotides. RefSeq names its product tRNA-dihydrouridine(20) synthase [NAD(P)+]-like (gene Dus2). Gene Ontology annotation, molecular function: tRNA dihydrouridine synthase activity. The record is from RefSeq and is a predicted model, not a curated record. Gene Ontology annotation, biological process: tRNA dihydrouridine synthesis. Gene Ontology annotation, cellular component: cytoplasm. Lineage: Eukaryota; Metazoa; Arthropoda; Branchiopoda; Diplostraca; Daphniidae.